Molecule: messenger RNA, 4418 nt
Organism: Syngnathus typhle (broad-nosed pipefish)
Lineage: Eukaryota; Metazoa; Chordata; Actinopteri; Syngnathiformes; Syngnathidae
Gene: inpp4aa
Product: inositol polyphosphate-4-phosphatase type I Aa
Exons: 24
Coding region: 249-3155 (968 amino acids)
Cellular component (GO): cytoplasm
Molecular function (GO): phosphatidylinositol-3,4-bisphosphate 4-phosphatase activity
Source: RefSeq, a predicted model, not a curated record
CAGGGUGUCACAGGGAGUCUGGGCGAGUCUCGUGCAGCCUGCAGACGCCGUCGAGCGAGCAGCCAGGAUGGGUGCAGCAACGCUCGCCUUACGAUGGAUGACACCACGUCUUCUUCCUUGAUUCUUCCAAAGUGACUCAUGGGUAACUGCUGAGGUCAUCGCACGAGACGUCUAUAUCGCAAGGGAAGUUCAGGUUGAAGGUUCGCUUGAGAUUUCUUCAGGGUCCUUACCAAAACAAAAAAAAAAGGAUGCAUCCACAGCCGCGACGUGACCCGUCCAUGUCCGGGAAAGAGCGCAGCCCCCGUCACAGGCCGUGGUCAGUCUACCGGGCCAACACGUUUGAUCUUUCAUCGGAGAUGAUGGGGCUGGCUCUGUCAGGCAACAGUCAGGACCCGGACGAGCCAGUGUUAGAGUUCAGUUUGGUCUGCAGCGAGCUGGUCACACCCACUGUGGAGCGUAAGCCCAGCAGCUUUGUGGCCGUCAGCUGCACCACUCCCCCCCAAGCCUUCUGGACCAAACACUCUCAAACUGAAAUUAUUGAGGGGACGAGUAACCCCAUCUUCUUAAGCAGCGUGGCCUUCUUCCAGGACUCUCUAAUCACCCAGCAGACGCAGGUCAAGCUCUCUGUCUAUGAUGUGAAGGAUCGCUCCCAGGGCACUAUGUACUUGCUGGGCUCGGCCAUAUUUUCGUUGAAGGAGCUCCUGCAGGACAAACAUCAUCGUCUGCACCUGGCUCUCAGGUCGGCCGAGAAUGAGCGAAUGGGCAACCUCACAGUCAUCGCCUGGCAGAUUGAGGAGAAACAUGAGCAGAAAGCUUCGGUUGGCAAACUACAGCGAGGAGACACCGUUAACGGAAGGAUGGUUCUUCCAGUCGACGAAAGCCUGACUGAAUCGAAAGGCAUCAAGUCCAAGUCUUCGUCCCUGUGUAAAGAUCCCCUGCUGAAGGCCGUGUUCGGAGGUGUCAUGUCGCACACGUACCGUUUCCCCACGACGGACGGCAACCAUCUCCGCGUCCUCGAGCAGAUGGCUGAGAGCGUGCUCUCUCUGCACAUCCCUCGACAGUUUGUGAAGUUGCUUUUGGAAGAAGACGCUGUCAGGUGUUGUGAACUGGAAGAACUGGGCGAGUUGUCUCCGUGCUGGGAGAACCUCAGGAGGCAGAUCAUCACUCAGUACCAGACCAUCAUUCUCACAUAUCAGGAGACCAUUAGUGACCUCCAUGAAUACAAAGGACCUUCUUUUAAAUCCAGCACAUUGAAGGCUGAGCGCAAGUUGGAAUUUAUUCCCACAAAUUUGCACAUCCAGAGGAUGAGAGUACAAGGAGAUUCCGGCUAUGACCACACGUACGACGUGGUGACUAACGGCGCACCCGCUGCACAUCAUCAAGGCUUUAAAGGCUGCGGCCUGAGGAAGCUCCUGCAAAAGCUUGACGAGGCCAGACAACACUCCUACGAGGAAGAAAGUUCCGCCGGUCCGAGAGGAAUGGCGUACCAGCCGCAGGAUAUCGUCAGAGCGAAGGAGCUGAUUGGCCAAAUUAACACGCUGAAGACCCAAGUGUGCUACUACAUUGAGCGUCUGACCAGAGCGGCCAAGGAGCGCUCGGCCAACGCGCUGGAGAGAACUUUAGCUGUCCUCAAGGAGAAGACCCGUCAGUUGGUGAGCGUAUGCGACUCCAAGCUCUUGUCCUCGGCCAUCAUCGCCUUGGCGGCCGCCCGCCCAGCGUACGCCCUGCAAGGCACUCCGUCCCCUUCCUCAUCCUCCCUCUCGCCUUCCUCGCGCUCGCCCUCGCGCUCACCCGCUCACCACCCAUCGUCCCCUUCGAGGGUGGCUACCUCGCCCUCCCGCCUCGUCACCCCCCCGGAGAGCCUCGACGCGAUUAAAAACAAGCGAGCCUCCUUGAAUGCGGAGGAGUGGGAGAAGGUGUGGCUGAAUGUGGACAAGAGUCUCGAAUGUGUUAUCCAGAAGGUGGACAGGAUGCUGCGAGGGGAUCAGCUGCAGAGCGACAGCAGCUCUGAUGAUGUGUUUGCGUUGGCCAGUGAAGACAUUACAAACAGCAAAAAAGGGAGCAGUCCUGAGCGGGGAAAAACAUCUCCAGGCGAGUGGGCCGAGGCCCUGCACCCUCUUCUCUCCACGCUGAGCGACCGUGCCUCGCUAAUGAGCGACAAAGCCAAGAAAGCCAUGGUGUUCCUCCUCAUGCAGGACAGUGCCCCUACCAUCGCCAUGAGCCUCACACUGCAGUACCGCCGCGACGUGGUCUUCUGCCAGACGCUAACAGCUCUUAUCUGCGGCUUCGUCCUCAAGUUGAGGAACAGCCUGUGUGACUCGGGCUUCCUCAAGCAGCUCCACACCAUCGGCCUGUUGGUGCAGUAUGAGAGCUUGCUCAGCACCUAUGGUGAGGAGCUCGCCAUGUUGGAGGACAUGAGCGUCGGGGUGACCGACCUGAGGAACGUCACCUUUAAGAUCACGCAAGCGAGUACGGUCUUCAGUCCGGACAUGCUUCCCGUCAUCACAGGAAACAGGAACGGCUUUAAUGUCAGAGUCCCCAUCCCCGCCGCUAUUUUCGACGGGCUGCCGCGGGAAAUCCAAAAUGGCAUGCUGCUGCGCGUGCAACCCGUCCUCUUCAACGUAGGCAUCAAUGAGCAGCAAACGCUGGCUGAGAAGUUUGGUGACACAUCUCUGCAGGACGCAAUCAAUACGGAGAGCAUGGCUCGUCUCAGCUUGUACUACGACCACUUUAAAGAAGUCCUGCCGGAGGAUUGUCUUCCUCGCUCACGUAGCACCACCAAUCUGCCCGAUUUGCUCAAACAGCUCGGCCACAACGUCAACGCCAAAAAGAGCAAGAAUGUGGAGAUUUUGUGGCAGGCGGCAGAGGCGUGCCGACGCCUAAACGGCGUGCGCUUCACAAGCUGCAAGAGUGCCAAGGACCGCACGGCUAUGUCGUUGACACUGGAGCAGUGUCACAUCCUGCAGCAGGAACACGCUUUGGCACCGCAGGUCUUCUACCAGGCCCUGGACUGUAUGCGCAGCGAGGGCUGCAGACGGGAGAAUACUAUGAAGAAUGUGGGAUGUCGCAAAUACGCCUUUAACUCACUCCAGCUCAAGGCCUUCCCCAAAGAAUAUCGCCCCCCGGAGGGCACGUACGGGAAAGUUGAAUCCUAAGUGGAGAAGAAAGAUUGACAAAUUUACAGCAUACACACACAGUGACAGUUGUUGUGUUUAGUCACCAAUAAGGAGAUUUGUUUAUUUCCAAGUGCUAUUGUAGAUUGUUUUCUAGUGAUUUUGCUUCCUUUCAGUUGAAUUACAACAAAGGACUAUUAGUGGCAAACUGAAGAAAAAAAAAACCACUACAAGAUUAGGAGUAAUCAUUUAAGAACACUCUAGUAUUGCUUCAAUCUUGAAACUAUUUUUAAAUUUUGUGAAACUUUAUUCUCAUAAUUAUGACUUAAGUUAUUUUCAAUAUUAGUCUUAAUGAGAAUAAAGUAAUACAUUUGUUCCUCACAAAUCCUCAAGCUUAUAACUUUAAUCUUAAAAAUAUUAUAAAAUAUAUAUAUAUAUAGAAAUAUGAUUAUGAAAAAUAUGCAGCAUAAUUCUCAAAACAGUACAAAUUUAAUCUAAAGAAAAUUCAACUGUAUCAUCAGUUUUCUUUUUCCCCUUCACUCUGUAUCCAAAUUAACAGGAUGCGUCCUCGGUAGGCAGCUUUUACGGUUCACUUCCGGGACGACCAGAUUGCAAUUGCUGUCGAAAUUGAUAUGGUCACGGAGACUACAUACAUGAGGUGGAGCUUUUGAAGGCGUCCAAAAACCCAGCCUACCAAUAGUCUUAAAAUUUUUCUGGAACCGACGUCAUUCAGCUGAAAAAUGCUACCUUCACAGACUCCCUCUUUGAAUUCGGACUUCAGUUUGGUCCUAAUACUUCUUUAUGCAUAGCAAUCUACUGAUAUGUCUAUUUUUCUUUACCUAAAUGCCACAGAUUAUGAUACGAGUAAAUGUGCAGGAAAACAGAUUGCAUGAAAUGUUACAAGUGCACCAGAUGUGAAUUGAUUGCACACUGGAAUCUCUUGGAGGAUAAGAAUCCCAUGCAGCAUGUAUUGGUUUGAGUUGCCGCAUUCAGCGGGAUUAUGCACAUUGUUACAACAACAAAAAAGUGAUUUUGCACGGGAUUGAGAAAAAGUUAGUCGCGGUAAAGCAUAAAUUGUAGUGAGCUUUAACAGCACCUCCUUUGUUGCUGCCAUAGCAGGCCCCAUGUACCUCACUGUACUGUAACACACACUGCCAAUUUUAAUUUAAAAAUUAUUGUUAUUUUGCUUAGAGCUAUUUGUGUUCAUGUAUGUUGUUAUUAAGAUUAUUGCAUAAAUUACAUGCGCAUAGGUGGAAGAGCUUGUAAAAAUUGCUGCUGAAUAAAAGAUGGUCAACUCCAAAAAUG